Messenger RNA from Schistosoma turkestanicum, 3079 nucleotides. The record is from the annotation of a GenBank genome assembly. NCBI's taxonomy places the organism in Eukaryota, Metazoa, Platyhelminthes, Trematoda, Strigeidida, Schistosomatidae.
AUGAAUACACCAUCACUUGAUUCCAAAUCAACUGAGAAUUUCUCACAAGAUAUUUCAAACCAGGAUUUCAAAAAAAUGUCACCAUCAAAUGAUUCUGGCUUGAUCACUGACGUCUCAGUUUGUGAUACAACCUCUCAAUGUAAUAGAAACUCACCUAAUCCUUGUCAAUCAGACAAUGAAGUGGAUAUUUUAAAUGAAUCAAUUCAUCUUCAACAAACUAAACACUCAGAUAAACUUACAAAUACUACUGAUAAUAUUAUAUCACAUUCAAUGGGUGAUUUUAAUGAAGACAAGAAAAAUGUCACAAUUAGUGAACCAUCAGAUAAAUUAAGUCAAGAUAUUCAAUUAAAAGCUGAACAAAUUCUUACUGAUUUACGUUCAGUACCAUUGAAUUAUCCUGUUAAACGAAAAAGAAAAACUGAUGUGAACAGCUUAAGUAUAACUUCACUUAAAAAUAAACAAGGAGAAGAUGAAAUCGGUGAUCUUGAUGAGAAUGAUGUAACUGUUCCGAUAUCUGAUGGUGGAGACGAUGAUAGUAAUGACGAAUACAAGGAACUUUCAGAUAAAAUCUUUCCACGAAUCUUACCUGACAAAAAUCAGUCACAUUAUUAUGGUGAAAUAAAACUACCCAAUAAAACUGUUUACAAGAAUUUCGAAAAUAUACACCAAAAAUCUAAGUUGUUAAAAACACGCUGUGAAAUGUUACAAACAUAUAUUAAUUUUUUGGAAGCACGUAAACUUUCAUUAGAGCAUUCUAUCACAGAAUUAAAUCAACAUUUUGAAAGAACUAAACAACAGCUUCAUAGUAGAAUGAAAGAGAAUGAAAGUAAAUUCGAUCUACAACAGUUUGAAGAAAUACUUUCUAAUCAAAGUAUUGCAUUAGCUAAAGAAAAAGAACAAUCAACACAACUUCGAUUGAAAUAUGAAUCUGUUGAAGCUGCCCGUUUUGAAUUAAGUCAACAACUUCAGUUAAUUUCAUCUGAAUAUGAUGCAGAUAAAAAAUUUUAUCAAAAACAAAUUAAACAGUUAGAACAAGAAAUUCAAGAACGCAUUAAUAAAGCAAAUCAAAUCAAAUCUGCUAAUGAACAACUACAAAAUGAAAUAAUCGAUUUUCAAAGUCAAAUAAAUUCCCUGAAAGAGCAACUCAAACAAAAGGAAGUCGAAGUGAAUGCAGUUAGUCAGUGUUACGACCAGAAAAUGAAAGAAGAAAAUGAACAACAUGAUUUAGAUAUUGUGAAAUUACAAAGAGAAAUAACUGAUCUUUCUGUUAGAACAUCGAAAGCAUCCACGAAAUAUGAAUAUGAAAUUGAAACAUUGAAUAUUCAUUUAAGAAUCAGUCAAAAUAAAAUUCAUGAUUUAUUAUGUGAAAAAGAAUAUCUCUGUAAAGAACUUCAAGAUGUUACUCAUAAAUUAAAUAUUAAUAGUCAAGAAAAAGAAGAACUGCAAAAGAAAAUGGAUGAUGAAUUAUUGAAAAUAAAACAGGAAAAGGAUAUUGAAAAAUUGAAAACGAAUCAUGAAGUAGAAAUUGAAAAUUUGAAGACCAAACUAAAAGAAACCGAAACGCUCAAAGAACAACUUAUGCGUUAUAUUGAUACAUUGGAAAAUUGUAUUUACAACCCAACACAACAAAAACAAUUCUGUAAUCAACAAAUACAAACUGAUGUACAAUCAAAACCGGUAGAAUUAUAUGAAGAGAGUAAAAAAUCAAACGAUCUGAAAAAUACUAUUGCUAGUGAACCUAAGUUACCAUCACCACCUAUUUACUCUAGUAGUAAUAUGAAUGAUAACAAGCCAAAGUUGAAUUAUCUGACGAGUGUUAAUAAAUCUACAGAGACUGUACAAUUAGAUUCUAUUAUGAAUCAGACAAAUGUACCAUUGAUGAAGCAUAAAGAUUAUCAACAAUUAAUUGAUAAUUAUGAAAAUAAAUUAUCCCAUUUACAUUUAUGUCUUCAUCAAUUAUAUCAAGAUUAUAAUUCAUUAAUUCGUCUAUUUAAUAGUACCAUUUAUGGAAUAAUUAAAUUUGCUAAUCGAGAAUGUAAUCGUUUUAGUAAAUUAUUAAAUAUAUCUAAUCAUGAAAUUGAAAUUCCUUCCACAUUGUUACUUUCAAAAUUCUAUUAUCCAUUGAAAUUAUUGAAAGGUAAUGAAAAAAUUUCAAAUUUAACGGAAAACACUUCAACUAUCAAAAGUUGUAUAAAUCCAUUGAUAGAUGUGAUUGGUAAAUUAUCAGCAUAUUGUACAAGAAUUUGUGAUUUAAUUGAAUCACAACAAGAAUAUUUAGAAUGGCAAUCGGAAAAUGUCAAUGAACUGCGUAAUAUAACUAGAAAACAAAUUGAAAUACAAAAUAAACAGUUAUUAAAAACACGUAAAGCUAAUUUAAAUCGUUUAAAAAAUUAUUUAAAACAAAAGCAGCAUAAUCCUUCGCUGAAUGAACUAAAUAGAAUUUUAUCAAAAGAUAAUCCAUAUUCAUACUGCUUUGUGUACAGUGAUGGUAGUAAUAUAGAUAAAUUUAUUUUACCAAUCAACGAUAUUGAAUCAAAAGCCAAUUACAAUAUGUCUAUAUUAAAAAAUUCAAUGUACCCGCAGAAAUCAAUCGAUUCACAUACACAGAUCAACGAUAGUAUAAAUAAACCCCCUGGACUACAGCAUCGAAUCUCUUCUCCAGUUUCUGCAAUGAAAGGAUUAUUUGAUAAAUCUCCUCCACUUCGUCUACUUCAUGAAAAUAGUACUAUCUCUCCAUAUGAAAAUAUUAAAUGUCCCAAUGUUAGUGAAAACUCCUAUAAUCAAGAUGGUCAGUUCCAUUCGUCUUUGGAUUUAGAUACCUGUUUUAUUAAUUGGCUAAAUGCAGCUUAUCGUCGACAUACCUCCAAAUCUUCUGUAAUGUCAAACAGACUACUAUUAAUGAAGCAACUUGUUCCGCAGCAAUCCAAAUAAGCUAAAUCAAAAUGAAACGAAUUAUUUUUCCAUCGACUUGUGAAAAUCUUCCCGGAUAAUCCCGGAAUAUUGCUUUUUUUCUACCUACUUUCAUAAACAAAUAAAAACUGUAUGACUUUUUCUACCUAUUUAAUAAUUUUUCGUAGAC